CACGCUUCUAUGACGCUUCAGAGGCAUCGUUCAUACCAGUAUUAUCAACAUCGAGAGGGCCAUGCCAGGGCAAAGAGGGGCGCUCCCUCCAGAAGAAAGAUGGCAAGGCUUGAAUCUGAGUCCUGGCAGUCCAGUUCUGGUCUUUAGCAGCUCAGUGGGAGAUUGGGUCAACGGCAGCAUUGUAGAGAUUUUCCAGGAAGAGUGUGUGGCCGAUGGCUACAAGAUGCCGGCAGGUUGCAUCAAGGUGGCACUGGAGAAUGGCAGCGUGAAGUACGUGAUGCCCAACGAAGCGGCCAAUGUGCUGCGACCGCGUGAAGCCGGUGAGGUCGACCAAGUGCUGAAGCCAGAGCGGUUGCCACAAGAUAGAGGUCAUUCAAAUCCGCAGCCAACAGGCCGUGCAUAUGUGGGCUCCGCUCGCUUGGAAGCCCGGGACCGAUGGAACACCUACGAGAUUCGACUUCAGGAGAUCUUCAUGGAGUAUGACCGGGAUCAUUCUGGUGCGCUGGAAGUGGAAGAGUUUCGAGCAUUGUUGCGAGACUUCAACCAAGGCCGUGAUCCGACGGAGGAGGAGUACACCUUCAUGAUGAAACUCUCGGACAAGGACCGCGAUGGUCGGAUCAGUCUCGGAGAGCUUCACUAUGCACUUCGUGCUUGGCACAGCUACAGACAUAUGGAUGAUUCCUUGCUGCGACUCUUUGCUGAAUUUGACUUCGACGAGUCCGGGCACUUGUCCGUGGAUGAGCUGGAACAGCUCUUGACAACCAUGAAUGGUGGAAAGGAAGUACCUAAAGAAGAGGUUCUACGAGUGAUGCAAGAAGCAGAUAUGCUUGGAGAUCGUGUCAUCCAUAGAGCAGAGCUUUUGGGUGCUAUCUCUGCAUGGUAUGGAAAUGUGGACCGCAAGGACACAGAUUUGCCAUCCUUGUUGAAAGAGGCAUUGGCACGAAGUAUCCAGGAAGCUGACUAUGCUGGUGCACUUGAUCAAGGGCGGAGUGCCUGGGGUCAUGCUGCAUCCGUCGUGAAAGGCUUUGUGGGCUACUCGCAGGUCAAUGACAACACUGCGGGGCCUGCUGGUAGCGGGGCAUGGUCAUCUGCUGGAAUGCCACUGAUGUCAGAUCCUGGCGUCUCAGAGCAGCCGAUUGGCCAACGAGUCCUGAAGGCUGUGCCACUGGUAUUGAGUUCCUGCAGCAAGUUCUGCUAUGUUGGUUUCCCCUUCAUCUUCGGCUGGAUGCUAGUCUUCGCCGGCUGGGAGUAUCGAGAUAACGCUUGCCCUCGAAACCUUGAUGGCAUUCUGAUGUGGUUUGGGUGUUUGGUGCUGGUCUUCAGCGGUCUUGCUUACGUUUCAGAUCCAAAUGCCGUGGUUGGUCGCAUCGCCAUUCUCGUCAUCUUAGGGGUCCUGAAUAUUGUGGGCUUCUUGUGGACAUCGGAUCCAGCAGUUGACCGGCCAUGCGCUUGGCAUUUGUCAUGGUGCAAGAGUGGCCCUGUUGAGCCAAGGAACAAAGGUGCCUGCGGUCUAUCUUUAGUGUAUUUUAGUUAUUUCGUUUGGGUUUCAGUACCUAUUUGCUGCUUAGGUUACCUUGGUUUUCUUCUGGCAACGCAUGUUCGCAAGUUGCAGCGGAAGGAUGAGCAUUUGCAGAAGGAGGUCAUCAUUUUCUGAGCCCUCCGAUUCGAACUCUACGCUUCGAGCUCUCGCUGCGUGGGAAAA
This is a messenger RNA of Durusdinium trenchii, 1702 nucleotides long. Lineage: Eukaryota; Dinophyceae; Suessiales; Symbiodiniaceae. The record is from the annotation of a GenBank genome assembly.